Rhododendron vialii is the source of this 3309-nucleotide messenger RNA. Its product is annotated as pentatricopeptide repeat-containing protein At4g01030, mitochondrial. NCBI's taxonomy places the organism in Eukaryota, Viridiplantae, Streptophyta, Magnoliopsida, Ericales, Ericaceae. Bases 171 to 2951 code for a protein of 926 amino acids. The record is from RefSeq and is a predicted model, not a curated record. Gene Ontology annotation, biological process: RNA modification. The transcript has a single exon. Gene Ontology annotation, molecular function: zinc ion binding; RNA binding; protein binding.
GUUUUGAGAGCGAGAGAGAGAGGAUAAGCCUUAUCCACUGGAUAUCUGAGCCCUGGAGUAAUACUUUUCAGGAAACUAUCAACUCCAAUUUCCUCUUUUGUAGUCUUAACUAAUCUUUCUUGGCAGCUUCGCAGCCCAACUUCAGUUAUAUUCGCAGCUGUCUCACAUUCAUGGGGACAAUCCCUCAAUUGCACCCCAUUAAUCCAUCACCACUCCAAAAUCCACUCAUCACCAAGAAACCCCGGAGCCAUUCCACCGCGUUUAGCAUUCUUAGAGUUGCAGAGACCCAGCUCUCUACUUCUCUUCCACCAUUUCAUUGCUUAAAUGGCUAUCACGAGCCUAAUUCCUUGAAGUCAGUCAAAAUAAUGCAUGCCCAGAUAGCAAAAAUGGCCAAAGACAAGAAUUCAGAUGCCAAAAUGCAAUCUUUGAUCACAUCUUACUUAAUUUUUGGCGAUUUUCGUUCAUCUGCUAUGGUUUUCUUUCUGGGUUUUGCACAAAACUACCUUCACUGGAAUUCUUUUGUAAAGGAAUUCACUAGUUUUGGGGGAGACCCAUUUGAAAUUCUUGAGGUUUUCUGUCAGUUGCAUAAUAAAAGAGUGAGCUUUGGAAGUAGAGUUCUCACUAUUGUUUUGAAACUUUGUGCAAAUGUAAGGGUUGUAUGGUUAGGUACGGAAGUUCAUGCAUCUUUGAUUAAGAGGGGAUUUGACAUGGAUGUCUACUCCAAGUGUGCACUGAUGAACUUUUAUGGUUGCUGUUGGGGCAUUGAAUAUGCAAAUCAGGUGUUUGAUGAAGUGCCUGACCAAGAGGGUCUAUUGUGGAAUGAGGCAGUUUUGGUGAAUUUGAGAAAUGAGAAAUGGUUGGAGGCUCUACAAUUGUUUAAGGAAAUGCAGUUUUCAUUUGUGAAAGCCAAUAGCGUUACACUUGCUAAAGUUGCGCAAGCCUGCGGAAAAGUGGAAGCUCUUGAUCUAGGAAAGCAGAUUCAUGGAUUUAUCAUUCGAAGCGCAUUGGAAUCAAAUGUAUGGGUAUGUAAUUCGCUAAUUGGAAUGUACUCGAGAAACAAUAGCCUUGAACUUGCUAGUGCAGUUUUUGAUUCAAUGGAAAAGCGUAACUUGUCUUCAUGGAACUCAAUCAUCUCUAGCUAUACUGCACUUGGUCAUCUACAUGAUGCACAGAAACUGUUUUCCGACAUGGAGAGUUGUAAUAUGGAUCCGGACAUUAUAACCUGGAAUUCCCUUAUGUCAGGUCAUUUCCAUUGUGGUUUAUACCGAGAAGUCCUGAUUCUUUUGCAGAGGAUGCAAGCUGCUGGUUUGAAACCUAGCUCUAGCUCUAUCACCAGCGGUCUUCAAGCGAUUAGUGAAUUGAGUUACUUGAGUCUUGGGAAGGAAUUACAUUGUUAUGUGGUAAGAAAUGGAUUUAGCAAUGAUUUAUAUGUGGGAACUUCACUGCUUGAUAUGUAUGUGAAGAAUGAUAGUCUAACCUACGCACAAGCUGUUUUCGAUAGUAUGAUGAAUAGAAAUAUCUUCGCUUGGAAUUCAUUAAUUUCAGGAUAUUCCUUCGCAGGCCAAUUCGAAGAUGCCAUACAAAUGUUGAACCGGAUGGAAAGGGCAGGAAUUAAACCAGAUUUAGUGACAUAUAAUGGUCUGGUUUUCGGGUAUUCAACAUGGGGCCGCAAUAAGGAAGCUCUGUCCAUGAUUCACCAUAUGAAAGUUUCAGGCUUGACUCCUAACGUUGUCACUUGGACCUCUCUAAUAUCUGGUUGCACACAGAAAGGAAACUUUAUGGAUGCACUUGAUUUUUCCAUCCAAAUGCAAGAAGAUGGUAUCAAGCCUAACUCGGCCACCAUUUCCACCUUACUUCGAGCCUGUGCCAGCCUAUCUUUGCUACAGAAGGGAAAAGAGAUACACUGUAUGGCAAUUAGAAAUGGCUUCAUGGAAGAGGUAUAUGUAAAUACAGCUCUAAUUGACAUGUACGCUAAGUGUGGCAGCCUUGUGAGUGCCUACGAGGUCUUUGGAAAAAUCCAAGACAAAACAUUGGCUUCUUGGAAUUGCAUGAUCAUGGGUUUUUCAAUCUACGGCCAAGGAAAAGAGGCGAUUUCACUUUUCAAUGAAAUGCAAGAAGCGGGUAUUCGGCCUGAUGCUAUUACCUUCACAGCUCUCCUCUCCGGUUGCAAGCACUCAGGUCUAGUAAAUGAAGGAUGGAAAUAUUUCGACAGUAUGAAGGUAGAUCACAACAUAAUCCCCACAAUUGAGCAUUACUCUUGCAUGGUUGAUCUUCUUGGAAAAUGUGGGUUUCUUGAUGAAGCUUGGGACUUUAUUGAAAGGAUGCCUAUAAUGCCAGAUGCCAACGUUUGGGGCGCUCUUCUUGGAUCAUGCCGAAUCCAUGGAAAUUUAAAGCUCGCGGAAAUUGCAGCAAAGAACCUUUUCAAGUUAGAACCACAUAACCCUGCCAAUUAUUUACUGAUGAUGAACUUGUAUGCGGCUUCGGGCAGAUGGGAGGAUGUAGACAACAUUAGAGAUUUGAUGGGUGUGAAAAUGGCGACACUUGGGCAAUGGAGUUGGAUACAAAUCAAUGCGAAAAUUCACUUGUUCUAUUCCAAAGGAAAAGCUCACCCAGAUGAAGGAGAGAUAUAUUUCGAGUUAUAUCAGUUGAUUUCAGAAAUGAAAAGUUCGGGUUACAUCCCAGAUCUGAAAUGCGUAAUCCAGGAUAUUGAUUAUGACGAAAAGGAGAAGUUGUUGCUUGCUCACACAGAAAAAUUGGCCAUUACAUAUGGACUGCUAAAGACGAGAAGCUCUUCACCUAUUAGGGUGAUCCAGAACAAGAGAGUCUGUUCCGACUGUCAUACAGUAGCCAAGUAUAUUUCCAUGCUAAGAAGACGCGAAAUCUUCCUCAAAGAUGGUGUCCGGUUUCACCACUUCAGAGAGGGGAAAUGUUCCUGCAAUGACUUGUGGUAGUGGGGGAAGAACUGUGGAGUUUAUGAGCAUUGUUUUGCGUGUUCAAUGGUGACAAGUAGGUGGAUUUGGUAAGGUUGGUGGAAAAUUAUCAAACAGAAAGCGGAUGCCAAGGAAGAAUUGUUGUCCAUCAGUUUGAGAUGAUUGUCUGCAAGAGAGCUGUUAAUGCAAAAGGGUGGGGAUUGUGAGGCAUUUUUGAAGAUAGUUAGGUCAUAAAUAUGAAGACACCUACACUGUCUAGCAUAUCGAAGAGGCCUGGAGUUUUAAGCCGUGUCUGGAUCUUGUAUUUAUCAAUCGAAACAAAAGUACUUUCAAGACUCAUUACGGAUAAUGAAAAAUUCGUGAAGUAUUUAUCGAAUGC